Phyllostomus hastatus (greater spear-nosed bat) is the source of this 2564-nucleotide messenger RNA. RefSeq names its product protocadherin beta-2-like. Gene Ontology annotation, biological process: homophilic cell-cell adhesion. The record is from RefSeq and is a predicted model, not a curated record. Gene Ontology annotation, cellular component: plasma membrane. NCBI's taxonomy places the organism in Eukaryota, Metazoa, Chordata, Mammalia, Chiroptera, Phyllostomidae. Gene Ontology annotation, molecular function: calcium ion binding.
GGUCAGGUUUGCUGGGAGACCAGAAGGCGAUGGAGGCCAGAGAAGGAAAGAAACGCUCUGUGAAACAAAGGCAAGUCUUGAUAUUCUUUGUUUUGCUGGGUAUAGCUCAGGCUGGUUCAGAGCCUAAACACUAUUCAGUGGCCGAGGAAAUGGAGAGUGGCUCCUUUGUGGCCAAUUUGUUAAAAGACCUGGGGCUGGAGGUAGACGAGCUAGCUGCGCGGGGGCCCCGCGUCGUUUCCAAAGGGAAAAAAAUGCGUUUGCACUUGGAUAGGCAGACCGGGGAUUUGUUGUUAAAUGAGAAACUGGACCGGGAGGAGCUGUGCGGCCGUAGCGAGCCCUGUGUGCUGCCUUUCCAGGUGUUACUGGAAAAUCCCUUGCAGUUUUUUCAGGCUGAGCUACAAGUUAGGGACAUAAAUGAUCAUCCCCCGGUUUUCCUAGACAAAGAAAUAAUUUUGAAAAUCUCAGAAAGUAUCACUCCCGGAGCUGCUUUCUUAAUAGAAUGUGCCCAGGACUUAGAUGUAGGAAGCAACAGUCUCCGAAGUUACACAGUCAGCCCCAGUUCCCACUUCCAUCUUAAAUUACAAGAGAGUCCUGAUGGCGUGAUAUUGCCACAGCUGGUGCUGGACAAGGCUCUGGACCGCGAGGAGCGGCCUGAGAUCUUGUUAACUCUCACAGCGCUGGACGGGGGCACUCCGCCCAGGUCUGGCACCGCUCUGGUCCGCAUUGAAGUCUUGGACAUCAAUGAUAACGCCCCGGAAUUUGCAAAACUGCUCUAUGAAGUCCAGGUCCCGGAAAACAGCCCCAUUGGAUCCCAGGUUGCUGUCGUCUCGGCUAGAGAUUUAGACAUUGGAGCCUAUCGAGAAAUAUCGUAUGUAUUUUCCCAAGCUUCUGAAGAUAUUCGCAAAACUUUUCAAAUAAAUGCGAAAUCGGGAGAACUCCUUUUAACACAGAAACUGGACUUCGAAUCCAUUCAGACUUACACAUUAAAUAUUCAGGCGACCGACGGAGGGGGUCUAUCUGGAAGUUGUGCGGUGUUUGUCCAGGUGAUGGACUUGAAUGACAACCCUCCGGAACUGACCAUGUCAACGCUGGUCAAUGAAAUCCCAGAAAACCUGCAGGAGACCAUAGUUGCUGUGUUCAGUGUUUCAGAUCUUGACUCCGGAGACAAUGGGAGGAUGGUUUGCUCCAUCCAAGAUGAUCUUCCGUUCUUCCUCAAACCCUCUGUUGAAAAUUUUUACACCCUGGUGACAAACACAGCCCUGGAUCGAGAGAUGACAUCCCAGUACAACAUCACCAUCACCGUCACAGACCUGGGGACUCCCAGACUAAAAACCCAGCAAAACAUAACCGUGCUGGUCUCUGACGUCAACGACAACGCCCCAGCCUUCACUCGAAACUCCUACACCCUCUUCAUCCCCGAGAACAACAGCCCCGCCCUGCACAUAGGCAGCGUCAGCGCCACAGACAGAGACGCGGGCGCCAACGCCCAGGUCACCUACUCGCUGCUGCAGCCCCAGGACCCCAGCCUGCCCCUGGACUCGCUGGUGUCCAUCAACGCCGACAACGGACACCUGUUUGCCCUGAGGGCACUGGAUUUCGAGGCCCUGCAGGCAUUCGAGUUCCUGGUGGGCGCCACAGAUCACGGAUUCCCGGCGCUGAGCAGCCAGGCGCUGGUGCGUGUGCAGGUGCUGGACGCCAAUGACAACGCGCCCUUCGUGCUGUACCCGCUGCAGAACGGCUCUGCGCCCUGCACCGAGCUGGUGCCCAGGGCGGCCGAGCCUGGCUACCUGGUGAGCAAGGUGGUGGCGGUGGACAGCGACUCGGGCCAGAAUGCCUGGCUGUCUUACCAGCUGCUCAAGGCCACAGAGCCCGGGCUGUUCAGCGUGUGGGCGCACAAUGGCGAGGUGCGCACUGCGCGGCUGCUGAGCGAGCGCGACGCGGCCAAGCACAGGCUGCUGCUGCUGGUCAAGGACAAUGGCGAGCCUCCUCUGUCAGCCAGUGUCACGCUGCACGUGCUGCUGGUGGAUGGCUUCUCUCAGCCCUACCUGCCGCUGCCCGAAGUGACGGCCGCCGCAGCCCAGACAGACCCGCUCACGGUCUACCUGGUCAUCGCGUUGGCGUCGGUGUCGUCGCUCUUCCUGUUCUCGAUGCUGGCGUUCAUCGCAGUGCGGCUGUGCAGGAGGAGCAGGGCUGGCCUGGUGGGUGGCUGCUUGGUGCCUGAGAGCCACUUUCCGGGCCACCUGGUGGACGUCGCCGGUACUGGGACCCUGUCCCAGAGCUACCAGUAUGAGGUGUGUCUGAUGGGAGGCUCAGGGACCAGCGAGUUCAAGUUUCUCAAACCGAUUCUCCCCAGCUUUCUUAGUGAAGGUGAGGUGAGGGUUAGUGAGGCAAAGCCCAGUUUCAGGGAUAGCUUUGAAUUCAGUUAAGAUUUAAUAAGGGUCUACUAACACUAGUCUCAUUUGUAAAAUAAUUACUAAUUAGCCCUAAUUAAUUUGUGAAAAUUCCCUUUGUACUGCUUUGCCCAUUGGGGUUGUGUCUUUUUAUUUGAAAUGUAAAUAUUUCAA